Molecule: messenger RNA, 2061 nt
Organism: Oreochromis aureus
Lineage: Eukaryota; Metazoa; Chordata; Actinopteri; Cichliformes; Cichlidae
Exons: 4
Coding region: 983-1939 (318 amino acids)
Source: RefSeq, a predicted model, not a curated record
UUUAUAUUGUAUAUCCUGCCAUAAAUUGUGUAUGGUAUGAUUUAUUAAGGUACGAUGGAGUGCCUUCUUUCACAUUCAGACAUGGAUUGAUCUUGAGCUAGGUGGAUGCCGGCCCCCAGUCUGCAUAUUGCCUGGUGCAUAGAGUUCAGAGCUAUAAUACAGAGUUCCAAUGUGGAGAGUCUUCAGUCUGUAUCAACCUCAGCACCACCAAAACUGGUCUAUUUCAGACACACAGAUGUUUAAACCUUUGGUCUGUUAAGCUUGGCCUUCAGCAGGAACCAAAGGCAGUGAUAAGCACCCGCUUUACACGUGUAGCUGUACAUGGGUCUGCAGCAGAGUCCCUCUGUGCUGGUCCUGGGCUUUCUGUUCAAACUUAAACAUUUAGAUCCUGAACGACCUUGUGUGUCCUUGCUUGAACUGUCAUUUGUAUCAGUUAGUGGGACUGAAGGCAAAGGAUUAUAAUGAAAUUUAUUUUGAAUUAUUGAUAAUUAUGUGAUUCUCAAACCAGAAACCCUGGAUGACCAGCCAGAUCCGCACACUUCUCAAAGCCCGGGAUGCUGCCUUCAGGUCGGGCGACUGAGUUCUGUACAGGUCUGCUCAACCCGAUCUGAAAGAAGCUAAGACGGACCAUAAAAGUAGCAUAGAGUCCCACCUGUCCAGCAACAACACACGGGGGGUGUGGUUGGGCAUACAAGACAUCCUAAACCACAGAGGCUGCACUGUGAAAACAGGAAACUUAAGUGCGCCACUGCUGAAGGAGAUAAACACUGGAAGUAGAAGUACUGAGCAUCUCCAUCAUAGUCAGCAUUGGCAGUGAAAACAGCUCAGUUGAUCAUCACGUGAAUGCAGAGAAGCAGGAAAGGAGGAGGGCUGAAACUGCACGUCAGAGGUGAUUUCACAAUUGUACUGAUGCUGUUGUGUGUAUAAAGAACGAUCAGCAGCUUUCAGCCAGCCAAACGCCGUCUAUACACACGAGGAAGAGAUGGAGACUAUGAAGACUCUGCUGAAGGUUUAUCUGCUGCUGCUGAUCGGACCUCCCUUCACUCUGGAACAAUCAGUGGGCCAGUACAUCACCGAGCUCCAGGUGUCUCUGGAUGAAGCUGAAGAGACGUAUCUUAGCAGUCAAGGUUUCAUCAAAAUCGAUGUUGAUCUGAACAAAGGAGCUGAAGGAAAAUACAUCUACCUUUGGUACAAAAAAGGCAGCAGCUCACCAAUCACCAGGAUUCAGCUUACAUUCAAUGAUGGCAUGAGCAGGGGUCUGAUCACUGCAGGUUACCAGAAGAUUAACAAGAACCUCAAUGCCGGAACAAGUGGAGACUACAUCUACCUGUGGUACUACAGAGGUAACUCAGAGUACGAUGUUCCCAUUGUGAACCUUCAUGUCUCUAUAGAAGCAAGAGAGGAAGCCCAGAUGUUUGUAUAUGGAUAUGAGAGACUGGCCUGUGAUCUGAACCGGAAAGCUAGAGGAAAAUGGAUCUACCUGUGGGUGAAGAGGGAGAGACCAACCUACAUCUGUGACAUCACUGCCAAUGCUGACUAUGAUGGAGAUGCUGACUACUUCCAGAACGGCUACAUCAGAGUGGAUGAAGAUACCAACAGAGGUGCAGGAGGAUCCUUUGUCUUCAUCUGGUACCGUCAGACAACUAACUCUCAAAGAGCCAUCACAGAUCUGAAGAUCUCCACUGAUAAUAUAGACGAGAUAUUGUUUUGGUAUAUGGGCUUUACAAGGGUAACUACUGAUCUAAGCAAGGGGGCAGGAGGAAGUUACGUGUACCUGUGGUACAAGAAAGACUCCGGUCAUCCCGUUCGGGCGGUCUCUGUGAUCGUCAACACAGCAGCUGUGGAGCAGUACAGAUAUCCCAGGGUCUUCAUUAGACAAAACAACCUCAACAGUGGGAACAAAGGUAAUACGCUGUACCUGACCUUCAGUUCGUUUUAGUAACAGAGCUGGGAAUGCUCACUGGGCAGAAACCAAAGAGUCUAUGGUGUUCCUGUUUAACCAGUUUGAUUGUUUUUCUUUCCUUUCUCAAAUGAUGUUCACCCACUGUGAUCUCAGAUCUU